Molecule: messenger RNA, 1885 nt
Organism: Dimorphilus gyrociliatus
Lineage: Eukaryota; Metazoa; Annelida; Polychaeta; Dinophilidae
Source: the annotation of a GenBank genome assembly
CAUGCCGGAAGGCAAACAAUCGUUAUCUGUACCGAUGAGCAAAUGGCGUGUAGACUCUGAUUCUUCAUAUACAGAUAGUGACUACAUGUCAUCGGGAACUAGCAGCCCUUAUAGAUCUCCGUCUCAUUCCGCUACUUCUAGUCACUCUCCUUCUCCAAUUCGCUCACCACUGAAAUUUGUACCACCCUUUGGGCCACCGGAUGCCGAUCCGAGAAAACAAACGGGAUCGCCUACUAAUUCAAAUUUCCCCAUACUCCCAGCAAACUACGCACAAAGACAAGCAGAGUCGUUAAAUAUUCCAGGGAAGGGGCUAGUUAGUAAAGUUCUUCUACAAAGUAUAGCACCAGUCGUGACUAGUGCGUUCCUGUCAAGAGUUGAACACGAUGUGGACUUGGACGAACGUUGUAUUAUGAAUAAUUACUUUGGUAUAGGAAUAGACGCGAAAAUCGCGCUUGAUUUUCAUACUAAAAGAGAGGAACAUCCCGAAAAGUGCAGAUCGUUGUACAACGAAAAAAGCGUCAUGAAUAAUUAUUUCGGAAUUGGUAUCGACGCCAAGAUCGCAUUAGAUUUUCACAACAAACGCGAAACGCAUCCGGAAAAGUGCAGAAGCCGAACAAAAAAUAUGAUGUGGUAUGGAGUCUUAGGAGGAAAGGAAAUUAUGCAUAAUACCUAUCGCAAUUUGGACCAAAGAAUUCAGUUAGAAUGUGAUGGACAAAGGAUUCCUUUACCUAGUUUACAAGGAAUUGUAGUUCUUAAUAUAUCAAGUUAUAUGGGAGGAGCCAACUUUUGGGGUACGAAAGGCGAUAAUUUCCGGCCGCCUUCUUUUGAUGAUAAGAUUUUAGAAGUUGUCGCCAUAUUUGGUAGCGUUCAUUUGGGCGUUUCUAAAUUUGUUAACCUACAACAUCAUAGAAUAGCUCAAUGCAGGAGUUUAAAAAUAACUAUACUGGGUGAUGAAGCUGUACCUGUUCAAGUUGAUGGUGAAGCAUGGCUUCAAAAUCCUGGUUUUAUAAGAAUUAAGCACAAGAAUAGAGCUCAAAUGUUAAGUCACGAUAAAAUAUUCGCCGAAGCUCUUAGAUCUUGGAUGAAAAACGAACGAAGAUCCAGCGAACAAACAGAUUCAAUCUUAACCGAUCAAGAAGUAUACGUUCUUAAUGAUUUCGUUUCCGUAACUGAGAGAUUUACAGAAUGUUUGAAAAUGUUAUCGUCAUUUACAACGUUUAUAAUGGAAGAUUUAACGCCGUUGAUUGUUCAAACACAAGGUUUCUUAAGGAAGUUAUAUUGUGAAAAUGGUGAAAAAAUGAUUGAGCCGGCAAUUAGGAGUCAGGUUUCUGAUCUUGUUAGCAGUGUUACCCAUCUCUUCCAUAAAUCAGUUCAAUUACUAAACGAGAAUAGCCGUGAAUUACAACUCUCAUCCCAAGCUGAUCAACAAUUGCAUCAAGCUUUACAGGAGAUGGAUGCAGAGAUGGGUAGGGUUCAUCAAAUAGGAGGCCUACCCCAUCCAUAUAUAUUAGACGAUCAUGAACAUCCAAAGAAACAGAAAAAGUUCAAGUUUGGCCCCUGGUUUAAACAGAGAAAGAGGGAAAAAUCUGAUACACCUAAAGCACCAGAUGUGUCUAAUGUUGAAAAUUGGACUAUCGAUGAAGUUGUUCAAUGGCUAAGCAGUUUCGGUUUUGUUGAAUAUGCCGAAAAAUUUAUUUCACAUGAGAUUACUGGUAAAGAAUUAGUACAUUUGGAAAGAUAUGAUCUAAAAGAUCUAGGAGUCUCAAAAGUGGGCCAUUUAAAACGUAUGCAAAACGAAAUAAAACACAUGAGACAUCAAGUUCAGGAAAGAGAUAAAUUGCAGAAAAACAAAACUCAAAUGCUCGACAUAGCUAUUUCUUUUUAA